Paramecium pentaurelia is the source of this 827-nucleotide messenger RNA. Lineage: Eukaryota; Ciliophora; Oligohymenophorea; Peniculida; Parameciidae. The record is from the annotation of a GenBank genome assembly.
AUGAAUUAAGAAAUAUAACAAAAGGAUCAAACUAUAGUUCUUAUACAUCAACCAAAGAGUCACCCAUGGACUGAAAUAUAAAUGGCUCAUGAGCCACAUACUCAUGCAAAAAAUAAGGAAUUUAAAGAAAAGUACUUAUCAUCUUGUUUUGAUGAAACUUAUAAUUUGUCAAAUCAAGAAAUUAAAGAAUGGUGGAAUCUAAGAGUUGAAUUAUAUCCUUUAUAUUCUCAUGAAGAUGAAAAUUGUGUUAAAAGAAUAAAGGGUUUAUGGUAUUUAUUAACAGAAAAUGAUUUGGAAGAGAUUAGAAAUUAAAAAUGGACAGAGUUUGGGUUUUAAUAGGCUGAUCCAACUACAGAUUUUAGAGGAGGUGGAGUAUAAUCAUUAGAUGAUAUUAUCAAUUUUGUGAGUGAUUAUAAAGAAACUAUGGUUAAAGAAAUGUGUAAAUCAUCAAAUGAUUUUUAUUUUGCAGCUUCUUCUAUCAAUAUCACUUUCUUCAUUAAGCGAUAUUUUCAUUUAUAAGAAUAACUUGAUGAAAGAGAUAGAAAGGUAUAAUUGAAAUUAACUUAUAGGAAAUUGCAGAUAGAGUAGCACUUAAAAAUUUUUGCAGAUUUCUAUUAAAGGAGGAGAAUUUUUGGAAGAAAUUACAUUAACUAUUACUCUCAGAUCUAUUUAAUGAAUGGAUAGCACUUAAGAAAAGAAGACCAGAAACAACAAUUAUGGAUUAUGGUCCUGUAUUAGAAAGAGUUAAACAAAAAACUAAAAGAACAUUUUCAACUAGAUUAUUUGGUAAUCUAUAAUAAUUAAUUGAGUUUUAUCAAUCAUUAUGA